AUGAAGUCCACUAUUGUAGCUGCUGGUGUACUACUACAAGCGGGGAUGUCAAUCGCGAAGCCAUACCUUUAUGAAACGAAUGGCAUUGUAUAUAAUGUUGAGUCUCGAGAUAGAGUAUUUAAGGAGAACGCGGCAGCCAUUGAAGUUCGAGGGAUGAGCCUGGAGCAGGCCAAUGUAGCUGAUAGUUGCAUGGACUCCUACAAUCUGGACGAAAAUGGACCAGGCCCUCACCCAACAGGCAGGCCGGAUCCUGAUUUCGAUUUCUUCGAUUUUUGUUCUUCCUUCAUUCGCCCAACUAAGACGUACACUGUGACAAUACGAACCAGCACUCCAACCCCGCCAGUUGUAACAAUCACUGUGACUGCUACUAAGACGUCUACUUCGACCAAGCCCACUACGACAAGUUCGCCGCCUCCGCCCCCACCUUCACCUCCAACUACAAAGAGCACCUCGACUCAAGAUGUUGUGACUGUUACUGUAACUGUGACCUGGACAAGCACAAGCACAUCUUCGAAGCCAACAACUCCUCCAGCACCGCCAACAACAAGUACUACGAGCAAGGCACCUACUGCGACGCCUACAUCUACAUCUGUAUCGACCUCAUCGUCAACAUCCCGAGCCCCAGUUUCGCCGACAACAAGCACAACGAGCAAGACUCCAACACUCACUAGAACAUCUACAUCUAUAUCCAGCUCUUCAUCAUCAUCCCAGACUCCACUACCGCCAUCCACCACGACCGUACCACAUCCCCCAGCAGCAACCGGCUCCCUCUGUCCAACCCCCAUCGCCGGUCAAAUCUGCGGCGUCACAGGAUGGGGCUACGCCGAGAACAACCUCUACUACGGCUCCUCCAUAGACGCAGCAACCUGCCACCAACUCUGCCUCGCCAACCCUGACUGUAAAAGCUUCCAAACGCAGGAUAGCAGCUACGAUGCGCCGCAGUGUAAUCUGUACAAGGUAGAUUCGUCAGGAAAUAAUACCAUUCCUGGCGCGGCGCCGUAUGUGUUUUAUGAUCGGGGGUGUCCAGAUUAUUCUCCUGCUGCAUGCACAAAAGUCGCACCACCAGCCACAACCCCACGACCUACCCUGACCCUUGGGUCCGGCCUCGUUGAACGACAGAGGGGUGGUGGUGGGAGACCUUCAUCUGCGAGUCUGCCUUGGUUCUUAGAGCCGUUUGGGCCAGAGACCAUCAGUGAGGUAUGUAGUUGUAUCAUCACGCGGCCUCCACCCGCUAUUGGGUAUACGACGACAGUGCGCUGGUAG
This is a messenger RNA of Cadophora gregata, 1263 nucleotides long. RefSeq lists its product as uncharacterized. The transcript is spliced from 5 exons. NCBI's taxonomy places the organism in Eukaryota, Fungi, Ascomycota, Leotiomycetes, Helotiales, Ploettnerulaceae. Bases 1 to 1263 code for a protein of 420 amino acids. The record is from RefSeq and is a predicted model, not a curated record.